AAAAAUAACAACAUCGAAAUUGUACAGACUUUUGCCAUCAAAGAUUCAGAAGAGUUAUUUCUUGAAGAGUUAUUAUAAAAACAGCCAGUUAAGAAAAAUAUAGAAAGAGGAAAAUGACUCGUCUGGAAAGCAUCACCAAAAAAGAUGCUUGGUGGCCUGAUCCAAAAGAAGCCGUUCGCAACAAAGACAACGAAGAACAUGCAACAGAACCAGAACAGCACCUGUCCAAACAAGCUGACUCAGCUAAAAACACAUUAAUCGGCAAUUUUGCUUCGUAUACCACCCUCCACGGGCUGCACUUUUUGUUUCAGCCCAUCCCUCGGGCCAGGAAGAUUAUCUGGGGGAUAAUGCUAGUCAUUGCAACCGUUGGGCUAAGUAUCCAAAUUGGGAAUGGCUUGGUAAAGGUGUACUCAUAUAACAUCUUCACGGCCAAGACUUUUGUGAGGCCUGAGUCAUUACCGUUCCCAGCGAUCACCAUUUGCAAUCAGAACAUGCUGCGUAAGACCGCGAUACUUGGCUCUGCUGGGCAGCGGUAUCUGGAUCAGUUGGACGAGUUAAGGGCGCGGUUUAUCGGGGAGGAUAUGAACGUCACAAGCGAGAGAAUCAACAUGGAUGCUAUCGUACAGAAGAGUGGACACCAGUUGGAAAAGAUGGUCUAUGAAUGCCGCUUUGUAAGAGACAAGUGUGACAACAAGUCGAUAAAAGUCUUCACAUCAGAAAAGCGUGGUCUUUGCUAUACGUUUAACUCCGGUGUGAAUGGCACGCCUCUGUUAAACGUCAGUCACUCCGGCUCCGAGUAUAGUCUGUCGCUACGGCUGGAUGCAGAACCAACUGAGUACUACGGUCCUUACAGCUAUGACGGUACAGGAUUCAAAAUAGCAGUCCAUGACCAGAAAGUCUUGCCGGACAUAGAAGAAGACGCAUACGACAUCUCGCCCGGGUUCUACACCAAAAUCACUAUGAAGCGAGCUCAGACAUUGUUCCUUCCUUCCCCGUAUUCAUCUGGCUGCGGCAGUCGGAAGCUGCAGUUUAGCCAAGAAUACUCCUACAAGAACUGUAUCAGAGAGUGCCACACACAGCUCAUGAUCGGGCGAUGCCGCUGUAGAGCUAUAGGCAUGACUUUACAAGAAAAUGACACAACGCCAUACUGCACGACACGAGAAGUUCAAGACUGUAUCAUGAGAGUGCAUGAGAGGAGUUCAAGGCAAAGGUGUGACUGUCCUGUUCCUUGCGAAAUGACCACAUUCACAUCGAGAAUAUCCUUGGCCUACUUCCCUUCGCAGCACGUGUGGGAAACAUUCCUCCCUUUCUUGACCACCGCCUAUGACCUAAAUCUGACGGGUUUGUCACCCGAUGAGCUUGACAUGAAGGCAGAGCACUUCGUUAGGAAGCGCUUUGCAAUGGUAAAGAUUUUCUAUGAAACAUUGCGGACUGAGAUGUAUCAUCAGAGACCAGCUUAUGAGAUGAGCGACUUGUUCGCGGAUGUUGGGGGUAACAUGGGGUUAUUCCUCGGAUGCAGUAUGCUUACGAUUGCAGAAUUUAUUGACCUGGCGAUCAUGCUUUUAAUCACAAAAUUUUGGCGACGCAGGACGGUUGACCACGCCCAAGCACGGGAUCAAACCUAAACAACUUGUGUUUUACCUGGCGUGUUGGGUUAUUUUCUGAUAUUCUUAAGUCGAGACUCGCCAAAAACAAUACCCGCGGUAAAAAAGAGCUACCCGAGACUUUAUAUUGAAUAGCAAAUAGGUGUUCCUUGGGCCGACUCAAAAUGGUUUCUACCGCUUACCGGCCAAAUAAAUGAAUAUGGUUGACCUGACUUCAAUCCAUGGUAUGCCAUUCUCAUAAAAAGCAAUGACCAGGUGAAAAAACUACAAAAAAGAAACUCAAUCUUUUUGUAUUGCGCUUUUCUAAAGGCGUGGGGUGACAUGAAAGAGGAUCAAACAUAUAUUAAGUCUUUGUGAUAAGCUGUACCCUGGCUGUGGCUUUUGUUUAAAGUGUUUAUUUAAAAAAGAGAGUGAGAAACAGGAAACAAUGUUUGGAUCUGAAAACUCGAGUUUAAUCAAUAGUCAACAAUGCUAAAGGAAAUAAUGGCAUGGAUUGCCAGGAUAAGCAUAUGGUCAGUCUGUCUUGGUAGUAAGACCUCCUGAAAGCAACAAGGAUUGUUUAAUAAUUAUAAUAAUAUGCUACUAAUGCUACUAAUUCAUUUAGUGUGUAUUAGCAUUGUGUUAAUGAAUGUAUUCUUAAGCCUUAGAUACUGAAAUAAAUUGUUAAACUGUUAAACGGGGUUCGGCUCCUGGAAUGCCAGUUAGCACUGUCCCAGGGAUAGAUACGGCUAUCUUGACAUUCUGUUGGAUAACAAGGGCAAUCAUCCCUAGGUUAGCGUUAACCUGUUUUCUAGGAACCCGGCCCAGAGACUAGCACAUUAUCAUUUACCAAAUAUCUCAUUGUCUGCUUUCAAAAAUCGGAGAGAAGACAAUUAAUAUGCACCAAUUGUAUUGAAAUAAAACGGCUUUACUUUACCGC
Nematostella vectensis (starlet sea anemone) is the source of this 2523-nucleotide messenger RNA. Its product is annotated as acid-sensing ion channel 1. Gene Ontology annotation, cellular component: membrane. Bases 114 to 1625 code for a protein of 503 amino acids. Lineage: Eukaryota; Metazoa; Cnidaria; Anthozoa; Actiniaria; Edwardsiidae. The record is from RefSeq and is a predicted model, not a curated record. Gene Ontology annotation, biological process: sodium ion transmembrane transport. The transcript is spliced from 8 exons. Gene Ontology annotation, molecular function: ligand-gated sodium channel activity.